Molecule: messenger RNA, 3324 nt
Organism: Dermatophagoides pteronyssinus (European house dust mite)
Lineage: Eukaryota; Metazoa; Arthropoda; Arachnida; Sarcoptiformes; Pyroglyphidae
Biological process (GO): regulation of transcription by RNA polymerase II
Cellular component (GO): chromatin
Molecular function (GO): RNA polymerase II cis-regulatory region sequence-specific DNA binding; DNA-binding transcription factor activity, RNA polymerase II-specific
Source: RefSeq, a predicted model, not a curated record
UGAUGUCGCUAGUGUUUGGCGAGUGUCUGUGUUGCAUAUAUUCCGCUGAAUAUAGAGAAUAUAGGGGGCUUUUUUUUCUAAUUUUUAAUUUCGAAUGUCAAGUUUGGUCGAUUAAAAAUUUUUAUUAAAAAAAAAUUUAUUUUCCCAUUUUAUCAAACGAAUCCAAAUGAAUGAUGGCCGAAAUUCAAACAAAUAACGUUUCGAAUGAAUCGUCAACAACAUCAUUUGUUGAUAUGAUUGGUAAUGUUGCUGAAUCUUCUGCCAUCAAUGAUAAUGAUAAUGGUGAUUGUGAUGUGAAUAAUAUCCAUGGCCAUCAAGAAAUGAAUUUUCAAUUGGAAAACGAUAAUGAUAAUGAUGAUGAUGAUGAUGAAAUUGAAACUUCAAGCGAUGAUGAUGAUCAAGAUCAAGAUUUUGAAUAUCCAUCCGAUUUUGAUCCAAAUGAAUAUGAACCAAUUGAAUUUAAUAAAGAACAUAAACAACAAAUGUUAUUAAUAUUAAAUAUGAUUAUACCGGAUCUGAAUCCAUUGACAUCAUUCAAAUCAAUUCAACAUUCAAAGCAAUCAUCAUCGCAAAAAUCAACAAAAUCAUCAUCAAAUCAACAGCAAAUUUUAGCCCGAUUAACAUGUUUAAUACAAUUUUUUAAUGAUUAUUUUCGUCCACAAGAAAUAUGGCCAUUAUUAGAUCGUUUGCCUGUUUGUAUUCGAAUGGAUAAAUCGGCAAAAAUAUUACAAUUUGAUUGGAAAGAUAAUAUCAACAACAAUGAUAAUGACGAUGGUGAUGAUGAAGAACUGCAAAGAAAAUUACAAAAAUUGAAUAAAUAUUUUCAUCGUUGGCUUUAUCUAUUCUAUACAUGUGAUGAAAUUAUUGAAUCCAUUGAUAUUACAAAUGAAUCAUCAACUACAAAACCAUUUGAAAUGUUUACCAUAAUGUUAUUGAAUAUUUUUAAUCAUUUACGUGAUAUAUUACCAUCACAAAUACGGAAAAUAUUUUUAGAACAAUGGUUUUUAUUGGAAACAUUUGAACAACGUUUUGAAUGUUUUUUUCGUUAUGAUAAAUUGUAUCAAAUGGUUAUGCAACAAUUAAUACGUGAACGUUUAUUAUAUCAAUUGAUACGUGAAAGACAAUCAUCAAUGGAAAAACAAUUCGAAUUGAAAUCAAAAGAAUGUGAUCAAUUAAAAUUACAAUUAUCAUCAACCACAUCAUCAUCAUCCGCAUCGAUAAUUGAUAAUAAAAAAACAAUGUUGCGUAAUAAAUCGCAAAUAAUUACCGCUACAACCACUGCCAACAACAACAUUCCGCAAACAAUUUUAUCAUCAAAUUGUCCAUCGAAUAAAUUACCAUCAUCAUUGUUGUCUCAAUCACAUCAACAACCUAAAAGUCAAUUAAAAUCGAUUCUAUUGUCACAACAACAACAACAGCCAAAAUCUCCUGUACCAUCAAUAACAACAUCGGAAAGUUGUUGUUCAAAUAAUGCAUCAGCAUAUAAUAGUAGUGGUGGAUCAUCACCUGUUCAAUCGAAUUCAAAUUCAUUGCUAAUAUCAUCGACUAUGGAUCAAUCACAACGACAAAUAUCAUCGCAAGAUCCAAAACCAACAUCAUUGGAAUUAGCUGAAGCAGUUGCAAAUAAAAUUCAUCAAACAAGAUGUACAACAAAUAAAGCUAAAGCAAUAUCAUCAUCAUCAACAUCAACAUCGAUUGUAAUAUCGAAUAAAUCGAAUGUUAAGGAUUCUGAAUAUAUUAAUGGUUAUAUGGCACGACGAGGAAGACCACGUAAAUUAUCCGCACUAGAUAAUGAUUUGGAUUUGGAUUAUACAUCAUCAUCAUCAUCAAAAACAAAUACUGAUCGUUCAAAUAGUCAACAAAAUAAAAAAGCACGAUUAACUUUUAAUAUAAAACAACGUUCGAUGAAUGUUGAUAAUCGUCAUAAUCAACAACGAUUACCAUCAUCAUCAUCAUCAACAACAAUGACAGCAGCAGCAAAAGAUUCAUUAAUGCAAUCAAUACGACCACAACGUUCAAGAUUUAAAAUGAAUCAAUCAUUAUUGGAAGUAAAAUCUUCGGUAGAAACAAUGAAUCAGAAUAAUUCGAAUAAUAAUGGUAGAAAUUCACAACAAAAAUUACCAAUAUCGGUUAAUGCUAUUUCACAACAACAAAGCGGACCAUUAAAACCGAUUGUUAAAAUGAAUUCAUCAUCAACUGUGAUUCGUUCGAAAUCAUUACUCGAUUCAACGAGUAAUAAUAACAAUAAUAACAAUGAUAAUAAUGUGAAAACUACAAAUGAAAAAUCAAAAAGUUUUAUUAUAAAACCUUUAUUGAUAAAAACUGAAUGUUUAGCUACUAACAAUCAAUCAUCAUCAACAUCUUCGUUAUCAUCUGAAAUUGAUAAUCUUUCAUCAUAUUAUCAAAUUGAUUCAUUAACAAAUCAUUUUCAAUGUCGAUUAUGUAAUACCAAUAAUGAUGAUAAUGGUGAUAAUCCAAUGGAUAAUAUGGAUAAAUUUCUUGAACAUUUGGAUAAUAAACAUUUAAAAACUGGUCAAAUUUAUCAAUGUGAACAAUGUUUGAAAAUAUUUUCAAAUAAAUAUAGAUUAAAUCGUCAUUUGUUGAGUCAUACGGGUGAAAAACCAUUCGAAUGUGUAUUUUGUCAACGUAAUUUUUCACGUCGUGAUAAAUUAAAUGAACAUAUUAAAGCAAUACAUGUUAGGAAAACAUCGUUGGAAAAUGAAAAUUCCGAUGCUAUUGCUAUGGCUAAUAUUCAUAAUAAGGAUGAUGAUGAUGAUAAUGAACAAGAUUUACAGCCACCACCACCACCAACAACAGCACCGAUGAAAACUUAUGGAACAACAACAACGAAUGGUACGAACGAUGAUGAAAUGAAAAAUUCACAAUUUUCAUCAUUGAAUGAUGAAAAAAAUUUUCCGUCUCAAUCAGCGACAACAUCGUGUGAUUUGAAUAAUUCUUCUGUCAUUGAUAAUAAUAAUGAAAAUGAUAAACUUUCAUCAACAACAACAUCGACAAUACCUACAUCAACAACAGCAACAACAACGGCAAUGGAAAUUGAAGAAAUUUUAAUCACCGAUGAUGAUAGUGAUAAUUUGAACGCUUCUCACACAAAUAUUAGUGGUGAUGGUGGUGAUAAUCAUCAUUCUACAAAUAUCUUGGAUGAUGAUGAUGAUGAUGAUGACAAACAACAAGAUCAAGAUCAAGAUGACGAUGAUUUAGAUAUAAAAUCUAAAAUUGAAGUUGCCGAAUUAGAUUGAUUUGGAUUCAAUUCAUUAUAAAUAUCAUUUUAUUAUGUAAAUUCUACCUAAAUUUUUUAUUUGUGAA